CGAUGAAAUUGAAAAUUAAUUACGAUGAUCAGAACGAAAUACAAAUUAUAGGAUACGAUUAUAAAUCAUCAUUAAAUCAAGAUAUGUUAGAAUCUGACUUGAUAAUAAGUCAUGCUGGAUCAGGAUCAAUCUUAGAAUCACUUCGAUUAAAUAAACCUUUAAUAGUGGUGAUAAAUGAAAAUUUAAUGAAUAAUCACCAAGCAGAACUCGCUAUAGAACUUGAAAGUAAAGGAUAUCUUGUCUAUAGCUCCAUCAGUAAUUUAUUAGAAAUUUUAAAAUCUAAAGCUUACGAGAAUUUGAUUUCAUUCCCGGAAUCCGAUGCUACAAUUUUUGCUAAUAUUUUAAACGAGGAGAUGGGUAUAUGA
Scutellospora calospora is the source of this 365-nucleotide messenger RNA. The record is from the annotation of a GenBank genome assembly. NCBI's taxonomy places the organism in Eukaryota, Fungi, Glomeromycota, Glomeromycetes, Diversisporales, Gigasporaceae.